GGGAGCCAGCGAGCAAGUGGGCAGGAGGAGGUGCUGCUAUUGGCAAGCGACGGGGCGAGCUGGGAGCGUUCCUGCGCGCAGGGGGGGAAGCCGCCACUCUUGCUGCAGAACUCCCCCUCCUCUCCCUCUCUUGCUCCCUCCAUAUCUCCUCCCGUCCCCGCAUCCGUGCAUGGUGGCGCCGCCAUGGCUUGGCCCUGCAUCAGCCGAGUGUGCUGCCUGGCGCGGUUCUGGAACCAGCUGGACAAGUCGGACCUGGCCGUGCCGCUCACCAUCCACAAUUACUCCGACAUCGACGAGCCGGCCGACGAGGGGACGGACACGGCCGGCGCCCCGCCGCCGCCUCGGAUCCCAACAGGUGGCAGCACCAGCAGCCGCCCCCAUCAGACCCACCCGCGGGCGGCCGCCGCCGCCGCCGCGCUGCCCGUCUCGGCGUCCGCCCCGUCGCUGCAGGACGGCCUGGGGGGCGCCAGGAGGCCGUCGAAGAAGACGCGCGGCGGCUACCGAAAAGAGCCCUUCGCCGCCGAGACUCAGUACCAGCAGGAUUUCCAAGCGUGGCCGGUGCAGAAGCGGGACGCCCUGCCCUGGAUCGGGGAGUACAGGCGGGUGGAAGCCCCCGGAGCGCCCCCUGCCGCUGCCGCCGCCGCCGCCGCCACCCCGGUCGCCUCUUCCCACGCCGCGAUCCCGGGGGGCUCCCACGUGUACGUGCUGCCGGCGGCCGGGCAGGAGGUGGUGGGCAGCAAGUACAGCGGCUUUAAGCAGGUGUGGUCCUCCUCCUCGCCGCCAGGCGGCCCCGAAACCUCCUCCUACAGGCAUGAGUAUCGUCCAUGGACUGGAGCAAAACGAUCAAGGCCUACAAAGACAACACAGGGUUUCAUUAUUCCAGAGGAUCACUUUGCGCAAGAAUCUAGCUACAAAGCAGACUUUAAGGGAGGCAUCUGAGGAAGAAUAAAGUCUGCAAUUCUAAACAUGAUUCCAGAAAUGAAGACUAAGUUUUCUCCGAAUCCUUCUGCCGUUUUCCAGGCACCAUCUCGCAUCCUCAAUGUAUGAAUCUGGAUCAUGCACAUUUCCCAUCCAGGCAGCUUGAAUGUUAAGGUUGUGAAAAUGUACAGCUAUGCAACUUUCACGAGUGGUGUUGAGAUAAGAACAAGGAUUAUUAAAAGCAGCUACAGCGAAUAUCA
Lacerta agilis (Sand lizard) is the source of this 1178-nucleotide messenger RNA. RefSeq names its product MAP6 domain containing 1 (gene MAP6D1). The record is from RefSeq and is a predicted model, not a curated record. Lineage: Eukaryota; Metazoa; Chordata; Lepidosauria; Squamata; Lacertidae. The transcript has 4 exons. Gene Ontology annotation, cellular component: cis-Golgi network; microtubule; Golgi-associated vesicle. Gene Ontology annotation, biological process: regulation of microtubule cytoskeleton organization; microtubule cytoskeleton organization; cytoskeleton-dependent intracellular transport. Gene Ontology annotation, molecular function: calmodulin binding; microtubule binding. The coding region runs from base 184 to 939 and encodes 251 amino acids.